UAGAUGUAGAGGCGGCUGUGUGUGAGGCCAGGCCCCCAGGCCCUGUCCCGUUAUCCAGCCACCGGAAACCUCAGCGGCUCAGGCACAGCGGAGUUGGAGCUCGGAGGCGUCAUGACCAAAAGAAAAGCUUGAAUUUACAAAUCCGCGCAAAAGCCCCAGGACACGCUUCAGGUGUCUGGGCGGCAGCCAGGCGGAGCUGGAGGGGCAGCUGUCGUGGUGAUGGUUUUGGACCCAGGUGAAGUCUGCAUGGAUCGGGCUGAGGUUGAAGGAGUUGGGCGGAGCAGCAGCAGGUUAGAGCCAGGAAAUGGAUCGGAUCCACCCAAAAACCCCACCAGCAUCUCCAAUGCAGCCCCCAGACCUCGGGCGAGAAGGAGCAAUGCCACUAAAAGGGAGGAGGUAUCCCACAACGGGCUUCCGGCUCAGACCAAGCCCCCAGACUCAGGCCAGGCCCAGGUAGCUGAGAGGAGGUUAUCAAGGGGCGGGGCCACGCCCAAACUGCCGCUGCGCCGGCCCCUCAGCCUGGAGAUGACCCCCCAGCGCCUUCGGGGGUCUCAAGAGCAGAUGGUGGACCGGCGAACCCUUCAGCCUCCCUGGCGUAGUGGUGCGGCUGCCCCCUCACCCCCAGCUCGCAGCCUGACCAGCCCCAGCCUGGGCCCUGGAGGCUGGAUGCGCCGCAGUGAGAGCACCUGCUCAGUCAACUACUCUCUGGGACUUCGGGUCGGUAAAGGGCAAAUGCGACCUGCCACUUCCCUGCCACACAUCGCCAAAGGGGUGGGGACCGCUCCGCUGAAUUCGCCCUCAAGGCCCUGCCUGCUGGUGGCCCUCAGGCCCCUGAACCUGGAGCAGGAGAGGCAGACUUUCUUCCAGUCAGACUACAAGUAUGAGCCUCAGUUUGAGUAUGCGCAGCCCGAGCCAAGCAGCGUGCUGGAGAAAUACAAGGAGGGCUCAGGCCUCUUCCUUGAGCAGGCAGUUGGAAUCAUGGAGUGUGUAUUGAGGAAGUUUGACUCCUAUGAGAAUUUUGAGGAGGUCACGGGAGGCAACGUGCUCCCUAAAAGUCGGGUUUGGGCAUCUGUACGCAAAUAUCUGCAGAAGGAGAACUGUGUAGGAGAGGUUGUGGUGUGUCUGUCUGAAGAACUGCUGUCUCAGGCGGUCAUGAUGGUGGAGAGCUGCCGUCCCACCCUUACUAUAAACCUGGCUGGAGCUCGACAACACUGGCUGGAGGGAAUGUUAAGACAUGAGAUCGGCACACAUUAUUUGCGAGGGGUCAAUAACAAUCUGCAACCAUGGGCUACCGCAGCAGGCAGGAAGCAGUUUGGCCUUAAACCGGCCAAUCCCACAGAGGAGGGCCUGGCCAGCUUGCAUAGUGUGUUGCUACGGAAACAGCCCUACCUUUGGCGCGCAGCUCUGCUCUACUACACGGUGUAUCACGCCGCCAGCAUGAGCUUCAGCCAGCUCUUCAGUCAUAUCGCCCGCUUUGUCCAGGACCCGGCUGUGCGCUGGGAGUACUGUCUGCGCGCCAAAAGGGGACAGACGGACACCUCCAAGCCAGGUUGCUUCAGUAAAGACCAGGUUUAUCUGGAUGGGAUCCUCAGGAUUCUUCGGCAUCGGAGGACCAUUGAUUUCAAGAUGUUGGCCUCUCUGGGCAAGGUGUCAUAUGAAGACGUGGAGCGGCUCCGGCAUCUGGCGGUGCUUCGCAGGACCAGGAUCCCACACUUCAUGCAAGACCAGGAGCGGUAUCUGCAGCAUCUCGACCACAUCGUCACUGUCAAUGAACUGGAUGAUGCCCAGCUGGAACAUCUUUUACCCUGAUUCUCACCCAGCCUCCACUCAACAUCUGCGACCAGGACUGCAGCAACAUAAGAACAUGAAGCUGUGGAGGACGUUGGAAUCUAGAUCACAUCUGAACUCAUAUCAUUUGGCGCCCUCAAUAUCACUAACAUAAUAAAACCAAUGCUUUAUUUGGGUGAUUUUUAAAACUUGAAUGAUAUCAACUACGGGACAUAUACACUAUCACCUCUAUCUACAUUUUCACCUUUGUCUAAUGCAUGUCUGUGUGGCUUUUUACAGUGAGCCAAGUACUGUACAAGUGCUCCCCAAGUUCCCCUUGCCUUUACUCUCACUAUGAAGUUACCUCAAUACUGCAACUCUAGGAUGUAACCAACAUUACAUAUGUAGACAUUUUGGUGCACACAUAAUAUCACUGCAUCCAGUGCCUGUACAGGACUAUGCUAAUGUGUCUUGUACAGCUUUAAACCUUCAUAAUCAUAUGCUUUAUUUAUGCAAUUAUUUAUGUUUUUCUUUUCAGAAAACAGACUGAAUGUCUAUGGUAUUAGCUUUAUACCUGCCCUUUUGUAGAGUACAUUGUUUUAUGCCUUAGAUUGUUUGCAUUUGGAAAAGGACACCAAGGACACAAUUUCAAAAACCCUGGGAAAGUUUCAACUGAGACCAAUAUUCUUUCAAAUAUCAAGUGCCAAUGGACUCAGUCAAGUAUUAAAAUAUUCCUGGGAAAAUUUUACAAUAUUGCUCAGUGUUACUAAGAAGAUAAUCAACCGUGUUGUUACUGUCUUAAGUGUCCUUGGUGGUCUUUCGAUAUCAGUGCUACUGUGAUGUGACCCGUCCCCAAGCUCCCCUUGCGUGGCAACCAAACUUUCUUUCAUAACGCUGACAUGGCAGACGGCUGAAGAUAUUGUGCCACCGUGGCAUCUUUAAUACACUGUUGACCUACACAACAGGUAGCCAAAGCCGGCCAAUCACCAUAGCUUUCUCAUUCCAAGUUGUCAGAUAUAUGGGCUAUUGGCUGAGGAGAAAGCAGGGUUGUUGUGGGCGUGCCUUUGAUGGGUGUAGAACUCAUCUGCUGUAGCUAGCCAUUAUUUGUAGGCUGCAUUAUAAUGUGUUUAUCACUUAAACGUCAGUGAGGGCAUUCGUUUAGUGGCUUGGGCCAAGCCAUCUGUGAACAGUUAGCACUUAUAGACUGUAAAAACAGCUCACAGCAAAAGGAUGUGGGCAGGGGCAUAUUAUGAUCCAGUUUUUAACUAAACAGACAUUUGUCCAAAAAUGUGAACUUUACUUCUGUGAUAUUUUGAAUACUGACAUUUCAAAUGAGUAAUAUGUUAACUCCAAAAUAUGUUCUGCUGUGUUUACAAUUUAGCCAUUUGGUAAGCAGAUAAGACUUUCAAUUUGAGCAGGUUGCUUUCUGCUGACCACGUUGGCUUUUAACCUGACAGGUGACAAACCACAGCCCUGUUUUGCCUAAACGAAUGCACCUAUUUGUAUUGCACGAAUGUUGCACAAUGUUUUAUGUUUUGGAAAUCAUCUUGAAUUUCCAAUUUAUUUAUUAAAAACAAAAGUGCACACUUGGAAUAAUGAACAUGGUAUUCUGUUUUCAAAAAGCACAAAAAUCGACAUUGCUUAGCCUUCAGUUCAGUUCGGUAGAACAGAUCAGGAGCG
Messenger RNA from Myripristis murdjan (pinecone soldierfish), 3447 nucleotides. Its product is annotated as kiaa0895l. NCBI's taxonomy places the organism in Eukaryota, Metazoa, Chordata, Actinopteri, Holocentriformes, Holocentridae. The coding region runs from base 220 to 1809 and encodes 529 amino acids. The transcript is spliced from 7 exons. The record is from RefSeq and is a predicted model, not a curated record.